CGCAGCCCAUCUUUGUUAAAAGAUAUUCACCAAAAAAAAGGGCAGCGCUUUUAGUUCACUAAUCCAUCUCUUCCAUCCUUCUUUCCUUCCUUCCUCCUUCAUUGAUUCAUUGCUUCCUACCAGAUUAAAGAAGCGUGUUCCAAGUGAAAGACUGUAGCUUUUUGCCCGUUCUCGACUUCUUGCGAGUUCUGAGCAGUAAUGAUUGUAGCAGCAAAACCCAGUUCAGAAAUCAGAGGUCUUCUUGGCAAGGGUUUCACUGCUGCUACUUUGACUGUACAUUCUUGAUUUCUCUUCCAGGUUGGAGGCUUUUUUGGUGUUUGUUGCAAAUAUGGGCGUUCGAGAUUUCUGGGUGGUCAUUAUUGUUAUUGGGUUUUGCUUCCAAGCUCAGGUUUUGAGGUCCCAGAACCUGACCUGCAGUCCCAAUGAUAUGAAUGCCUUGGAGGAUUUCAUGGGUGGUCUGCAAACUGCCAUUGGUAAUUGGGGCAGGAAUUUCUCUAGUGAUUGCUGUAAAUGGGCAGGUAUUACUUGCAACUCUUCUGUUGAUACUUAUAGAGUAGUUGAGUUGGAUCUUUCGGGUAGAAGACUGAUUGGGAACCUAUCUGAAUCUUUGGGGAAGUUGGAACAGCUUAAAACCCUUAAUCUUUCCCACAACUUCCUGAAAAGCUCACUUCCUGUUUCACUGUUCCAAUUGCCUAAACUAGAGCACUUAGACUUGAGUUCUAAUGACUUUUCUGGCCCCAUUCCAGAUGAUUUCAAUUUACCUUCAAUUCUGUCACUUGACAUCUCUCAGAAUUUCUUGAAUGGUUCUUUCCCACAAAGCAUCUGUGCAAAUUCUACUCGGCUUCAGGUACUGAAGUUGGCUGUGAACUACUUGUCUGGUAGUCUUCCACCAAGUCUUGGAAAUUGUAGUUCCUUGGUGGAUCUCUGUCUUCUCUCGAAUAAUCUCUCUGGUGGUGUACCUGAAGGGAUAUAUCAGCUGAAAAAUCUGAUCAGACUGACCAUUCAAGAUAACAAGUUCACUGGGCCGCUGAGCGAAAAUGUUGGUAGCCUGAUCAAUCUUGUUCGUCUGGAUAUCUCCACUAAUUGGUUUUCAGGGACUAUCCCGGACAUUUUCCACAGGCUCCAAAAGUUGCAGUAUUUUGUUGCUCAUUCCAAUAAUUUCAGUGGUCAGAUACCGCCUUCCUUAUCAAGUUCUCCAAACAUCACUUUGCUGAAUGUGAGAAACAAUUCAUUGAAUGGUGAGAUCAAUCUAAAUUGUUCAGCAUUGAUAAAUUUGACCUCUCUUGAUCUAGGUUCAAACCAGUUUGAUGGGGAAAUUCCACCCAAUCUUCCCACCUGUCAACAUCUGAAUAAUAUAAAUCUUGCCAGGAACAAGUUGAAAGGCCCAAUUCCUGAUAGCUUCAAGGAUUUUCAUACCCUCAAUUACCUCUCACUUUCAAAUGCCAGCCAUUCUAAUCUGUCAUCUGCCCUUCAUAUAUUACAGCAGUGUCAGAAUCUGACUACUUUGGUUCUCACUAUGAACUUCUAUGAUGAAGAAUUGCCUGCUGAUCCAAACCUUUAUUUCGCAAGGUUGAAGGUUUUUAUUAUAGCAAACAGUAGGCUCACAGGAUCAAUACCCCUAUGGUUGAGUAAGAGCAGCAAAUUGCAGUUAUUAGAUAUAUCCUGGAACAGCUUGCAGGGCACAGUUCCAUCUUGGUUUGGCAAUUUUUCUGAUCUCUUCUACUUGGACAUAUCAAACAAUUCUUUUACUGGGGAGAUCCCGAGAAGCUUAACCGGACUACAGAGCCUCAUUGAUGGAGAUUUUUCUUCAGUCCAGGAGCCUUCCCCGGAUUUUCCUCUUUUCCAGAAGAAGAAUGUAAGUGCAAGGGGAUUGCAGUAUAAUCAAGUUUGGAGCUUUCCGCCAACACUGGAACUUAGCAACAAUAAUUUCAGUGGACUGAUUUGGCCAGAGUUUGGGAACCUGAAGGCCCUUCAUGUAUUGGAUCUAAAGCACAACAUUUUAUCUGGACCAAUUCCAAGUUCUCUUUCUAAUAUGAAAAGCUUGGAGACUCUGGAUUUGUCUCAUAACAAUCUUUCAGGAACAAUACCUAGUUCGUUGGUUCGGCUCAGUUUUUUGUCCAAGUUCAGUGUUGCAGACAAUCAACUAGAGGGUGAGAUUCCUAGUGGAGGUCAGUUUGGGACCUUCCCAAAUUCAAGCUUUGAAGGGAACAGUCUUUGUGGUGACCAUGCUCCUCCAUGUCCAUCGAAGGUUCAUACUUCUCUCGUUCAAAACAGAAAAUCAAGAAUGAAUGUAGGAACUAUUAUUGGUAUAGUUGUUGGAACUGUAUUUGGGACAGCAGUUCUUCUUGCUCUCUUGUUCAUUAUUGUGAUGCGGGCGCAACGUCAAAGAGAGGUUGAUCCUGAAAGGGAGCAUGAAGCAGAAGAGAAGUACUUGGAAGAACUUGGUUCAAAAUCAGUGGUUCUUUUCCAAAACAAGGAGAACAAUAAGGAACUCUCUCUUGACGACCUCUUGCAAUCCACCAACAAUUUUGAUCAGGCAAAUAUCAUUGGUUGCGGGGGUUUUGGUUUGGUUUACAAAGCAACCCUCCCUGAUGGUAAGAAGGUUGCAAUCAAGCGAUUGUCUGGUGACUGUGGCCAGAUGGAUAGAGAAUUCCGAGCUGAAGUUGAAGCACUGUCCAGAGCUCAACAUCCAAAUCUUGUCCAUCUUCAAGGGUAUUGCAGUUAUAAAAGUGACAGACUUUUGAUAUAUUCUUACAUGGAGAACAGUAGUCUUGACUAUUGGUUGCAUGAAAAGCUGGAUGGAGCAUCCUGUCUGGAUUGGAAUACAAGGCUUAAAAUUGCUCAAGGGGCGGCAAGAGGGCUAGCUUAUUUGCAUCAAUCAUGUGAGCCCCAUAUCGUUCAUCGGGAUAUAAAGUCGAGUAAUAUUCUGCUAGAUGAGGAUUUUAAUGCCCACUUAGCUGAUUUUGGUCUUGCUAGGCUCCUGCGUCCCUAUGAUACUCAUGUAACAACUGAUCUUGUUGGGACAUUGGGGUAUAUUCCUCCUGAGUAUGGCCAAGCCUCUGUUGCUACUUACAAGGGCGAUGUGUACAGUUUUGGGGUUGUUCUUUUGGAGCUGCUGACAGGAAAAAGGCCUAUGGAUAUGUGCAAACCAAAGGUAGCUCGAGAUCUGAUCUCUUGGGUGUUUCAGAUGAAGAGGGAGAAGAGGGAAACUGAAGUGUUUGAUCGAGUCAUUUAUGACAAGCAUAGAGAACAGGAACUUUUGUGUGUUUUUGAGAUUGCAUUACUCUGCUUAAAUGGAUGCCCUAAGGUGAGACCUUCAACUCAGCAGCUAGUUUCUUGGCUCGAUAAUAUCAACAUCAAAAUCUAGCUUUUAUAUUUGUAGAUAAACCAGGAAAAUCCUGAUUGUACAGCUAGAGAUGUUACUACGUCUAAAAGAAGCUCAAUUUCUAUAUCUACAAUGCUAAUUUUGCACUCUCAAAGUUGGUUUUGCUGUGUAUAUUCAUCCACACAAUUGCUAAUAUAAUGAGAGCAGUAUUU
This is a messenger RNA of Argentina anserina (silverweed cinquefoil), 3537 nucleotides long. RefSeq names its product phytosulfokine receptor 1. The transcript has 2 exons. Gene Ontology annotation, biological process: protein phosphorylation. The coding region runs from base 329 to 3367 and encodes 1012 amino acids. The record is from RefSeq and is a predicted model, not a curated record. Lineage: Eukaryota; Viridiplantae; Streptophyta; Magnoliopsida; Rosales; Rosaceae. Gene Ontology annotation, molecular function: protein binding; ATP binding; protein kinase activity.